UACAUGAUGUACAUGCACAUCCUCCCCCACACCCCAUACACACCCAUCACCUUGUCUCCUUCCUCCGUCCUUCCCCGCUCGUGUGUCUGCCAUCGUCUCUGCACAAACAGCUGCAAAUGCAAAUGCAGGUUCUUCUCCUGAUGGGGCAGAAGAGGAAUUGACUGUCACUGUUUACAAAGAGCUAGAUACACUCGGCGUUCAUCCUCUUUGAUGGAACUGCAAUGCUGAGGGAAGCCGCUGAGGUAACCGUGACUGGACCUUCGACCACCAAGUCCCGUAAGCGGUGCGCGCAGUCGUCGUCGGGCGCGUCGUCGGAAUCCCAAAGGAGGAGGAAGCCGCAGCUGAAGCGAGGCGUGCGGCUGACCGGCCGGAGGGGAGGAGCCGCGUCGCCGUGCUUGAGCAGGAGGAGGAGGAUGUCGGAGUCGUCCUGGAACCGGCAUUACCGGUUCGCCGACGUCGAGACGUGGUCAACGUCGGCGGCGUCGGCCCGGAAGCUCGUCAGCGCUCUCUGGCAGCUCAACAAGGGGGGUGCGUUCGAGGAGGAGGGGGAGAUCGGGUGGGACGCGGCGGCCGCCCGCCGGACCUCGGAUCACUGGCGUAGCGCGUCCGUGGAGUUCUCCAAGAUGUCGAGACGGAAGAGCAAGGCUUUGAAGGACGAUGGAGAGAGGAGCUGGCGCAAUGGCCAUGGUCAUGGCCAGUGGUUCUCAGAUGUCGUUAGCAAUGGCGGCACGGUGGAGGUGCAUCCAUGCCCUCAGGGCCUCAGUUCACCGUGUCCAGGUGACAGAAUGGCGCAGUUGCAGGGUAUUUACAACAGCCUGGCCGCGUCCAACGAGCUCGUUAGAGUCUUGGCCAAUGUCUUGGGACCCGCCGGUGGCCUGAACCCGACGGCGGCGUCCCUCCUCUCCGCGCUGCGUUCGGAGCUCGACGUCGCGCGCGGCCGCGCGGGCCAGCUCGUCAGGCAGCACAAACGCCACGGCGACGAGUCGUCGACGGAGCACCUGCGGAGGCAGCUCUUGGAGGAGGUACGGGUGUGGAAGAGCAGGCACAAGGAGAAGGCGGCGGCCUACGCUCGGCUUGUGGCCUCGGAGCUGGACGGCGAGCGGCGGUCGCGGCGGCGGGCCGAGAGGGCGAGCAAGAAGCUCGGGGAGGCGCUGGCCGAGGCCGAGAGCUCGUUGCGGAUGGCGACGAGGGAGCUGGAGCGGGAGAGGGCGUCGAGGGAGAGGCUGGAGAAGGUGUGCGACGAGCUCGCCAGCGGCGGUUUCGGCGGCGCUGCGGAGGAGGAGCUGAGGCGGGAGGCCGAGAGCGCGCGGGAGGAGAUGGAAAGGGAGAGGAAGAUGCUGCAGCUCGCCGACGAGCUGCGCGAGGAGCGGGUUCGGAUGAAGCUGGCGGAGGCGAGGCUCCAGUUCGAGGAGAAGAACGCCGUCGUCGACCGGCUGCGCCAAGAACUCGAGGCCUUCUUGGAUAGCAACAAGGAUCGUCAAGAAUCGCCUCCUGAGGAACACCACCGUGUUGUCGACGGCGAUCAUCUCCUGCAACUGGUUCUUGCAUCGGAAUCAGGUGUCCAAGGCAUUGAUCGUCUGGCCGUAGACAAGAACGGACAAGAAGGCGAAGGCGAAGGCGAAGACGGCGGCGAAUGCGGUGAAGUUGAUGAUUCAGAAGGCAGCGACAUCGAGCUGAACAUGGACGGCAACAGCUGGAGCUACAUGACCACCUCCAGGGAGACGACGGCCAAGAACGCAGUACCAAUGCACGGCUCACCAUCGGACAGAGGGACAGAGUGCGGCGCCAGCGACCGAAGAUCCGAAGGAAUGGGAGAGGCACUGGAACAGGAUUGGGACGAAGGGUGCAGCAACGACAGGACAACCACCAAGGACCUGGACGAGGACGCGGAGAGGUACGAGGCAAUCAAGAACCUCAGGGAGCAGAUGCUGGCCGGCCAUGGUUUUGUCUUCCUGUCGCAAGGGGGCGCAGACGCUGACGGAGAUCGCCAUCGGCAUGAUCUGAUAUCUCAAAUUGAAGAGGGUGGCCUCUGGUGAGAUUGCCAUGGAGCACGGGGGAAAUUGGUUGGUGUUAGCAGUAACACCAACGCUGUUUCUUCAAGCCGGUGUGCGUAGUCCUUGUGUUUCAUUUGCACAGUUGUAGAGCUCUGUCUUUGGGUUUUGGAGUGGUUUCGUUUCGGUGUUUUUUGCAUUGGCAUUUGGCGCUUGGUUCCAGGAUCACAAAUCAUCAAUGCCUUGUACUUGUAUAUACAGACCCGAAUGUUC
This is a messenger RNA of Phragmites australis (common reed), 2264 nucleotides long. RefSeq lists its product as uncharacterized. The coding region runs from base 222 to 2036 and encodes 604 amino acids. The transcript is spliced from 4 exons. The record is from RefSeq and is a predicted model, not a curated record. NCBI's taxonomy places the organism in Eukaryota, Viridiplantae, Streptophyta, Magnoliopsida, Poales, Poaceae.